Molecule: messenger RNA, 1732 nt
Organism: Nelumbo nucifera (sacred lotus)
Lineage: Eukaryota; Viridiplantae; Streptophyta; Magnoliopsida; Proteales; Nelumbonaceae
Product: WUSCHEL-related homeobox 9-like
Biological process (GO): regulation of developmental process
Molecular function (GO): DNA binding; DNA-binding transcription factor activity
Source: RefSeq, a predicted model, not a curated record
CUCUUCACCCUCCAUUAAUACUCUGCAAUUAAGCAGGCCAAAGGAAGAGAAUCCUUUCCUUAAAAAAUCAGAUAAACUAUGAAAAAGAAGAUAACUCACCCUUUUAAAGCUACCAACCUCUUCUACAUUGCGCAGGGCCUCUCAUGAAGGAUUUCUGGGUUUCAUCUGAUCGAUGAGAUUUCUAAUUAAGCACCAGCAAGUGAGCUUUUCCGUGGUUUCCAUUCUUGGCCUCUGAGAAAAUUGGCUUGUACUUUGAGUAAUGGGCAGAAGCAUUUGAAUUUUAAUGCAAAAGUGGUUAGGUGGAGAGAGGCUAUAAGAAGAGGUGUUAUCAGUGGCCUGAGGUUUCAGUACCAGAAACAAAAGCCAAGACAAGGAUUUUGCUGUUAUUUAUCGGCCGGUUGGCUACUUAGAUUGCUAGCUAGUGUAGUUUAGCCUUCACAGUCACUCAGCAAUAAUACCCAUCAACAUGGCUUCAUCAAACAGACACUGGCCUAGCAUGUUCAAGUCCAAGCCAUCUCACCACCAAUGGCAACAUGACAUCAACCCAUCUCUCAUGUCAAGUCCAUGCCAGAAAGCCCCAUACGCAUCAGUGACGGGGUGCGAAGAAAGAAGCCCGGAGCCGAAGCCGAGAUGGAAUCCCAAACCGGAGCAGAUACGCAUACUCGAAGCGAUAUUCAACUCAGGAAUGGUGAACCCGCCAAGGGAUGAGAUAAAGAGGAUAAGAGCUCAAUUACAGGAAUACGGCCAAGUCGGCGAUGCUAACGUCUUCUACUGGUUCCAGAACAGGAAAUCGAGAAGCAAGCACAAGCAACGUCACCUCCAGUCUGCAAAAGCCCAGACUCUUCAAACUAUUCCGAUCACCACCGCCCCAGCCACUACCGCUGUCCUCCCAUCGUCUUCUUCCUCUUCAUCCGAGAAGUCACCUCCAAGAAGAACCGAUAAGACUCCUCCAAUGGGUGGGACAAAUAUGAUUGAGGCAUCGAAUUCUCCAACGGCUUCCGUUAACCAGACUUACUUCCACCCUCAAGUGGAUUUCCAGCCGGAACCCUUCCUCUUUCCGGUGCAACCACCACCGUCUUUUUCGCAGGAAUUUUGCUUCUCCGAGCUAUCGAACGUCGUUCAAGCCUCUGACUCUGAUCAUCAACUGACCUGGCCUUGCUCAGGUGGUCUGCUUCUCAAUGAUAUAAUCAAUCAAGGAGCUUCAAAGAAGGAUGAUCAAGUUAAGAUGAAACCAACCCAGCAGUUUAACUACAGCACCAUCUCUACUGCACCAGUCACCAGCGCCAUUGCUUCUACAACUACUGCAACUCUCAAUCAGAUACAAGGGGUUGACGAAUCAGGUGGUAUGAUUCCGGCUGCUGUGGCGAAAUCAACGGUGUUCAUAAACGACGUGGCGUUCGAGGUGGCGAUGGGACCCCUGAACGUGCGAGAGGCUUUCGGGGAGGAUGCCGUCCUCGUCCACUCCUCCGGCCUGCCGGUCAUCACCGACGAGUGGGGCGUCACCCUCCAGGCCCUCCAGCACGGUGCCUUCUACUAUCUGGUUCGCGCGGUUUAAGAGGGCCGGCCAGAUGAGGAGAUGGGGUUGCAUCAAUUGAUGAGCUGCUUGUUGUUCUUGUUUCUGGUUUUUUUUUUUUUUUUUGUGUGUGUAUUAGGUCUUCUGAUAUAGGAUUAUGGUUUAAGGACCCUUGAUUAUGAUUGUAAUGAUAAAAAGUGAACGGAAUUAAUUGUUAAG